AUGGAUAUAGCGGUCGUUUUGUACGUGGCGAACGUUGCAUUCAACACUGUCAUCAUUGCUAUAGAUGUAGCUAUUAUCUUCGUCGCCAUCCAAACGAGGGAAAUUUUUGAACAACUGAUUUUAUGGACCAUUUUCCUAUGCAUGGGCACGGAUAUUGCAGUGUAUUUGAACACUGUAAUUCAUGAUGUGCCUAGUUUUGCCAUGGAUACGGACGUUUUCAAAAUACCUAUGUUUACCCCGUAUUGUGGCUUUACCUACUUAGUUCAUAGUCACUACUGGUACCUCGACUUGAGUAAACCGUACUCGUACCUAUACCAAAGUUUGAAUCUCGUUCUACAGACAGCUGUGGCCGUUGUGGUGGCUUGCGCCGACAUAGUCAUUAUCUGGAAAAUACGUAUGCUCCGAAUCGUCGCUGCGAAUAAACAUACGACCACUUUACCUCCUAGAGCUACUGUUAUGCUGGAAACGGUAGUUAAUCGCAAAAAACGAAUCAAUCGCGAAAUACGUGUAGCCGUCAACUUCGUAUUUCUGAGCGUGUGCUUCCUAAUUAUGACCGUUGUCUACAACCUACCAUUCCGGAAAGGGAUCUGGUACGAUUUUCUUUUCAAAUUGACGUCUAAUUUGAAUCUCUCGAAAUGGGCAAUUUACACACUAGAAAAUGCGAAAAUACGCGAAGGUUUUCUGAGUCUCUGCAGACGCCGCCUGGUCGAGCCAUUGAAGCCGUCGUCAGUUAUUACAGUCACACCGGCACGAUAG
This is a messenger RNA of Haemonchus placei, 756 nucleotides long. Lineage: Eukaryota; Metazoa; Nematoda; Chromadorea; Rhabditida; Trichostrongylidae. The record is from the annotation of a GenBank genome assembly.